Penicillium manginii is the source of this 2415-nucleotide messenger RNA. It is a transcript of the gene ade1, whose product is annotated as bifunctional aminoimidazole ribotide synthase/glycinamide ribotide synthase. Gene Ontology annotation, biological process: adenine biosynthetic process; 'de novo' IMP biosynthetic process. Gene Ontology annotation, molecular function: ATP binding; phosphoribosylformylglycinamidine cyclo-ligase activity; metal ion binding. Bases 1 to 2415 code for a protein of 804 amino acids. Gene Ontology annotation, cellular component: cytosol. The transcript is spliced from 2 exons. Lineage: Eukaryota; Fungi; Ascomycota; Eurotiomycetes; Eurotiales; Aspergillaceae. The record is from RefSeq and is a predicted model, not a curated record.
AUGGCUUCCGAACAAUUACGCAUUCUCAUUGUCGGCAAUGGUGGCCGUGAACAUGCUCUGGCUUGGAAGCUGAGCGAGUCUUCGCUGGUCGACAUCGUCUACGUCGCUCCCGGAAACGGUGGCACUGGUCUGGGUGCCUCCAGCAAGAUCACCAAUGCCAAUGUCAAGGGUGAUGACUACCCCGGUCUGGUUGCCUUUGCUCAGCAGAACAAUGUCAACCUUGUUGUCCCCGGCCCCGAGGCUCCUCUCGUCGACGGUAUUCAGGGUUACUUCCAGGCUGUUGGAAUCCGAUGCUUCGGUCCCUCCAAGGCUGCCGCUCGCAUGGAGGGCUCCAAGACUUUCUCCAAGGACUUCAUGCAGCGCCACCAGAUUCCCACCGCUGCCUUUGGAAACUUCUCCGACUACGAAUCCGCCGCUAAAUACCUCGACUCCGUCAACCACAACGUUGUUAUCAAGGCUGACGGUCUUGCCGGUGGCAAGGGUGUUGUUAUCCCUACCACCAAGGAGGAGGCUCACCAAGCCCUCCGCGAGAUGAUGCUCGAGCACCAGUUUGGCAAGGCUGGUGAUGAGGUCGUCAUUGAGGAGUUCAUGGAGGGUGAUGAACUGAGCAUUCUCACCUUCAGUGACGGUUACACUAUCCGUUCCCUGCCUCCAGCUCAGGACCACAAGCGCAUCUUCGACGGUGACCAAGGCCCCAACACCGGUGGCAUGGGCUGCUAUGCGCCCACUCGCAUUGCGCCUAAGGAGGUGCGCGAGGAGAUUGACCGUACCAUCAUCCAGCCUUCCAUUGAUGGUAUGCGCCGCGAUGGUUUCCCCUUCGUUGGUAUCCUCUUCACUGGUCUUAUGAUGACCAAGGAGGGACCCAAGGUCCUCGAGUACAACGUCCGUGGUGGUGACCCCGAGACACAGACUCUGCUGCCUCUGCUGAGCAAGGACACCGAUCUGGCCCAGAUCAUGGUCGCCUGUACUGAGCACUGGCUGGAUGGCGUGUCCGUCAAGGUCGAGGACAACUACUCCACCACCGUCGUUGCCGUUGCUGGCGGAUACCCUGGCCCCUACGGCAAGGGCCAGACCAUUACUCUGGACCCUGCCCCCGCUGGUACCCUCAUCUUCCACGCCGGUACCACUCUGUCUGGCAAUGAGCUGCAGACCGCUGGUGGCCGUGUCAUCGCCGCUACUGCGACUGCCCCUACCCUCGAGGAGGCCGUCUCCAAGAGCUACGAGGGCGUUGCUACCAUUCACUUCGAUGGCAUGUUCUACCGUAAGGACAUCGCCCACCGUGCGUUCCGCCAGACUGCCGACACUUCUCUCACCUACGCCCAAGCCGGUGUCUCCAUUGAUGCCGGUAACGAGCUGGUGAACCGCAUCAAGGCCUCCGUGGGCCGCACCAAGCGCCCCGGUACUGACGCCGUCAUCGGUGGCUUCGGUGGUCUCUUCUCUCUGCCCGCCGCCAACUCCCAAUACCACCCUCACUCUCCCACCCUGAUCGGUGCCAUCGAUGGUGUCGGCACCAAGCUCAAGAUCGCCCACAGCGUCGGCAUCCACGAUACCGUCGGUAUCGACCUGGUGGCCAUGAACGUCAACGACCUUGUCGUCCAAGGCGCCGAGCCUCUCUUCUUCCUGGACUGCUACUCCUGUGGCCACCUGGACGUCGCAACUGCAGCUGCCUUCGUGACCGGUGUCGCCGAGGGCUGCGUGCAAGCCGGCUGCGCCCUGAUCGGUGGUGAAACCGCCGAGAUGCCCGGCCUCUUCGUCGACGAGUCCUACGACGCAGUUGGAGCCGCCGUCGGCGCCAUCAACACCACCGGCGAGCACGCCCGCAAGAUCCUCCCUUACACGGACUCCAUGCGUCCCGGCGACGUCCUCCUCGCCCUGGGCUCUUCCGGCCCACACUCAAACGGCUACUCGCUCGUCCGCAAGAUUGUCGAGCGCGCUGGCCUGAGCUACACCGACCCGGCCCCCUUCACCAUGCCCGGCCAGUCCUCCUCUUCUCCCUCCCUCGGCGCUGCCCUCCUCACCCCUACCCGCAUCUACGUCAAGUCUAUCCUCAACGCCCUCGCCUCCCACCCCGCUGCCAUCAAGGGUCUGGCUCACAUCACCGGCGGCGGUCUCGUCGAGAACGUCCCCCGCAUGCUGCCCGAUACCCUGACGGCGCAGAUCGACGUCAGCACCUGGGCCCAGCCUUCUGUCUUCUCCUGGCUGCAGCGUGCCGGUAACGUCUCCGCGGCGGAGAUGGCCCGCGCCUUCAACUGCGGUAUCGGUAUGAUUAUCGCCGUCGACCCCGCGUCCGAGGUUGCUGUUCGUCAGAGCUUCGAAGAGCAGGGCGAGGCUGUUUACCGUAUUGGUGAGCUGCGUGCUCGUGCUGAGGGUGAAGAGGGAUGUGUUCUCUCUGGACUUGAGUCGUGGAGCGCAUAG